CAAACUGUCUUUCCUGUCAGCUUGAACGAGUGUUUCGUGCGAGGUUAUUACGACCCUGAAUUUAACAUUAUCUCUUGAAUAGCCACGUUUUUUUUUGUAUGUGUGUGUGUGUAUGUCGUUUGAAUCUGCUGGACUACAGUCUUGGUGCAUGUGACCCGGAGGAGGACGUUUAGGCUUGACACAUUUUUGCUAAUAAUUGCAUUGACUGCAGCUGUACCGCUUUGAGAAACCAUGUCUGAUUUAAUCCUGGUGCUGCUGUUAGUCGUGCUCCUGGUGUGUUUGGUUGUGACAGUGGCGGGUUUCCUGCUGGUUUCGGGACUCCUGUCUGACGUGAUUAUAAAGACUGGGCCACCUCCUAUCAGAAAUGUUACUAUUGCUUAUAAGUUCAAAGAGGGAUCUUACAAGGACUGCGGUGCAGCCUACACAGAGAGCUGCAGCAUUGGGCCAAAGCUGAGCUCCAUCGGUGUCUUCUACGAUUUCCCCAAGCAGAGGCCAUCAGAGAAAUGUCGCUAUGUGGUGGGCAGUGUCCUGUGUGAGGGUGAAGAGAAGCCAGACGAAGAACUACAGAAGCUGUACGAGAAGUUUGGCUUCAAGGUGUUUUCUCUGCCUGAAGUGAGCCACGCUGUGACCACCAGCUUCCCCUGCACCACCCCUCUGUCUCACGUGCUGGGACCUUACAGGGUCUACCCCAGGCUCGCUUCCUACAUCGAGGAGAGGAAGCUGUGUGCAUUCCCACUUAUUGAGGUCUGUAGUUCAGAUGUCAUCAACUACAUGGUUCCACUGUCUCGCCAGACGGACUUCUUUGUUCCAGAGAUGAAGGAGGAAGUUAAAACAGACGUUAAGGAGGAGGACUCUGACGAGGACAGAGGAACUGACAUUACAGGUGCAGACUCCCACAGUGAUGUGAGUUCAGUGAGCGGCGGCGUGCCCUGGGACAGCAGAGACACAUCCCUUGCUGCUUCUACAGCCGCCUCCCUGGCCUCUUCCCUACCUCUGAGGGACGUAAUGGAUGCAAAUGAAGACAUUAAACCCAGGGACCACAGCGACGGAGGCUCGAACGAGUCCAUGGGCAGUGGGUCGUCCUUUGAAGAGCUUGACAUGGAUCAAGAGGAGCAGGAGGAGGGCGAAGAGAGGGAAGAGAAGGAAGAUGGAGAGGAGGAGGAGGUCCCCGAAGGUGAAGAUGGAGCUACAGGAGCUGUUGAACUGGCUGAGAAGAAGGAGCCCUUGGGGGACGGAGAGGAGUAGGGAGGAUGCUGAAGAGAUAAGAGAUGAGGCCAUGUAACACUGGCAUGCUAGAGAGUUUCUCAGUUGUUACUGUUGCUGGUUAUCUGUCAUGUAAUCUUGUUGGUGGAUUUAAAGCUGUUCAUGCCAUGACCAACAUGCUGUAUUUCUGCGCCUUCUAAUUCCUCUUUUUGAAGCCUGUACUUUUUGUUAUAUUUUAAUCUCAUUUUUUUAAAUAUAAUUUGCGAUCCUGUAUUUAAACUCUGUCAGGAUAGAACAACAGACAACCAAAUAGACUUAAGUCUUCUUGGAUAAACCUAAUCUGUGCACAUGGUGUGCAGUUAAUGAGGCAAGAUUUGUUCGGUUCUAUAUUUCAUUUGAAACUGUGAUCUUGGAUGUGUAUCACCGACAUUCCUGCUCAGAAAAAAUGACACUUUAGUUUAAGAUUAACAUCAAAGGAAGGACUCUGACGCCGGCUGUCCUGGAUCAUCAUACAGCAAAUUUUUACCCAUUUUGUGAAAGUUGAUAUUGUACCCCACUUUCAAGGUCCCAAGAAAUAUUAUGUCAUGUGUUUGUGUGCAUUACCUGACUUUGGUGUUGAUGUACAGUUAUGAUUGGGUGAGAAUGCCGUAGAAAAUUUUGACGGACCUAUUGUGUUAUGUUGUGUUUUUUUUUAUACCCAGUUUGUAGAAUAUCUCUCACAGGGGAGAUUCUGCAGUCUGAGAACUACCAACACCAGUGAGGACUAAGAGUAGUAGAGUAACAUCACGAUGGUCAUCAGGACUAAAAGGAGGAUUUAAAAUGAAAUGUAAACUUAUUUCCCUUGGAUACUGUACAGAACAUUUUAUUGUCACCGCGCUCAGAUAAUUGCUUUAGUCUUUUUUUUAACGUAAUGUUCUCUUCCAUAGCUGGUUUGUGAAAUCACUCUACAGUUCUGUUUGUAGCCAAAAUUCACUCACUUCCAGAGACUAGAUGUGAUAUGUUUGUAGGUUGAAGUUGUUGGUGCUGUGAGACAUUGGAAAUAAUGUACAGCACAUUGCCAAGGUUCUGUCUGUCUGUCUAUAAAUAAAAUUUCAAACGGAAAGUUCA
Molecule: messenger RNA, 2310 nt
Organism: Micropterus dolomieu (smallmouth bass)
Lineage: Eukaryota; Metazoa; Chordata; Actinopteri; Centrarchiformes; Centrarchidae
Gene: tex264a
Product: testis expressed 264, ER-phagy receptor a
Exons: 4
Coding region: 232-1245 (337 amino acids)
Biological process (GO): protein-DNA covalent cross-linking repair; reticulophagy
Cellular component (GO): autophagosome membrane; replication fork; nucleus
Source: RefSeq, a predicted model, not a curated record